UGCUCGGGCUCGGUCAGUCUCGACUCGGCUGGGCUGAAGGCAACAAGGGCCCCCUUUCUCAAACUGAGUCACGCAGGAUCACGGGAUCCCCGGGAUUCUAAAGAUAGCAAAACCGGGGAUACGUAUCCUGAUUGUCGUCGGUAGGCCGCGGACUUCUCUGUAAGUUCGAUCAUUAAUUCGAGGAACCACCGACGUGACAAUAAAUCGGCUUGUCCGAUUUCAAACACUUGCGAUAUUUAUCGUGUCACGGUCCCAUUUGUGUUUCUAUAAAUUUAUUUUGAACCCGUGGAGAUUCGCGGUCUAAUUGGAAAUAAAGGGUGAAACGUGGAGAGGAGGUUCAAGUGACGAGUGCGCGACAGGACGUAUAUACGGUGGUGGUUGGUUGACAAAGUUGUUUUCGGCCGCGAUUGAUUGCUAUUCGCGGCGAUGCACAAUGUGUCUAUCCGAUCGACCCAGCUUUUUCAGUUGCGAGUGCUGAUAAACGAUCCUUGAUUUGGACGUGCAGGAGGCACAAGGUAUCCUUGAAAGCACGCUUCCUGGGAAAGUACCUCGACGCAUUCCCGGAAAAUAUGUGUGCCGGGUGCGACGAACCUGGUGAGCGAUCUUUAUCGGGACGUUUCCAUCAGGAAGAGCACGGAAAAGCGAUAUCGGGGCAAACAAGGUCCUAAUACAUAUGUACGUAUAUGUUAGCUCGCUGUUAAAACAAGAUAUAUAUUCCUUAAGUUAAAUAAUCCGGAAUACCGCCCGGGGGUACCAUUAUUUAACAAGCGCUUCACGGCUCGUGAAUAUUGCCUGUACGAGUCAUUAAACAUUGGCACGAGUGAAAAUGUUUUGAUGGAUUUUAUUAUACGCUUAAUCUAUUUAAAUAAAAUCAAUUAUUUUCAUUGUUUCAAAUGCAAUAUUUAAAAUAUGAUUAAAAUUGUUUCAAAUAUAAUUGGAAUUAAAGUAGUGGCAUUGCAUAAAUAAUCAGAAUUAGUAAUUUCCUAUGACGUUCCUUUUUCUCAUUUAUUUUAAUUUACUGUGUUAUAAUUUUGCAUAGUAUUCUGUAUUUACGUUGAUUUAUAUUACUUUUGUAUUUUUAUAAAUAAAAUCUUAUUUAAUAUUCGAAUGUUAGAGACGAUUCAUUUCAACCCUUUUGAGUUCCUUUCAGUCAUUUAAUAAGUUCUGAAAUUUCUCAUGGAGAUUCGCUUGGUAACCAGUAACUAAGGUGUAUUAGUUAUUAAGAUUCCCAAAUUCCCUUCUUGGUAACCUGUGAUUGCUAUGUAAUUAGUGAUCCCGAAUACCCUUUUAGACGUAACGCUGCUAAUUAGUGAUUAACAUCCCUAAGCUUCGUCACGGACGCCUUAUAAUCUGUGGACGCGACUAAUUAGUGAUUAGACCGAAUCGAUUCCUUCGUGUUCCUUCAAGAAACAGAACGAAUUAAAUGAUAAUUAAAUACGUACGAAUUUCAAAUAAUCAAUGUGUUCCCUGAGAGAAUAUAAGAAUCGACAGAAGAGUUUACAAGAAGAGCUUCUAAGUGUCCUGUGCAAAUAAAACUAAUCACAAAUAUCGUGUAUUUAUCGUUAAAUUAAUAUCAGAAAACAAACGAGAAAUUCUCAGCGAUAAUAUCAUAAAUAUAAAUCGCUUAAUAUAUUAAAAAAUUAUUGUGUGUUCUCUAAAAAUAAAAUCCUUAAACGGAUCGUAAAGUACUCAAGGGAUUCCUUGAAUAAGAAUAAGAAGCCUGUCAGUGUUCUUUGGUGUUUGUGAAUUGUUUGACGACGAUAGAGAGAUUAAGUUGUUCGAGAUGGGCUGCGAGCUGGGAAAAUUGGCGACGACACCGAAGCCGCAGAACCAGACCAGCGCCACAGAUCCGCGACUACCGUUGACGGCGAAACAAAAAUUCAUCGUGAUGGCCAGCUGGAAGGCCGUCUCCAGAGAACUCGAGGCCACCGGCGUCUUCAUGCUUAUAAGGCUGUUUGAGGAGAACGAGGAAUUGAUACAAAUGUUCUCACGGUUUCUCGAUCUGAAAUCGAAGGAGGAACCGUACGACAUGGUGGAGUUAGGUAAACACGCGGAGAAGGUGAUGACCGCGUUGGACGAAGGGAUCAAGGGACUCGACGACAUGGACGUGGUCCUCACCUGUCUUCACCAAGUCGGAGCCACGCACACCAAAAUCCCCGGCUUCAAUCCACAAUACUUUUGGAAAAUCGAGCAACCGUUCCUGCAAGCGGUGAAACGAACGCUGGACGACCGUUACUCGGACAACGUCGAGAGUAUAUACAAGAUAACGAUCAAGUUCAUCAUCGAGACGCUGAUCGACGGAUUUGACAAGGCUCAGAGCCAGAAUGACAAAGCGCAGAGCGCGGACACCGCUAAAUCCUAGUAAGGAACCAAUCGUAGAUAUCUAUAAUUUAAUAAAAAUUGUCGAACUUGUCAAUACCGAAACUUCGCGCGAAGCGAUCGGCUUUCAGGGCACCGAUUUAUCACUAUACCCUAUGAUCUUUUGAUAUUAGUCAAAAGAUGAAUGUAUUUUUCGUGGAAUUUAAAAAUGCUUCUUGUCAAGUCUUCGGCUGGUAGAAUUGAUUGAAACUGUUCGCAGUGUGUUUCUUAAAUCAGUUUGACGUCGUAUUGAGUUCCUCGACGCAAGCCGUCGGAAUUUGAUUCGAAUUAUUAAUUCAAUUUUUCUUAUGAUUAAUUAAGGAUGUAUUGGCUAUAUAGUCAACCUCUAAAGUUUAU
Ceratina calcarata is the source of this 2715-nucleotide messenger RNA. Its product is annotated as globin-1. The transcript is spliced from 4 exons. Gene Ontology annotation, molecular function: heme binding; oxygen binding. The record is from RefSeq and is a predicted model, not a curated record. The coding region runs from base 1784 to 2362 and encodes 192 amino acids. NCBI's taxonomy places the organism in Eukaryota, Metazoa, Arthropoda, Insecta, Hymenoptera, Apidae.